This is a messenger RNA of Ceratitis capitata (Mediterranean fruit fly), 6007 nucleotides long. It is a transcript of the gene sws, whose product is annotated as neuropathy target esterase sws. The record is from RefSeq and is a predicted model, not a curated record. Lineage: Eukaryota; Metazoa; Arthropoda; Insecta; Diptera; Tephritidae. Gene Ontology annotation, biological process: phosphatidylcholine metabolic process. Gene Ontology annotation, molecular function: phosphatidylcholine lysophospholipase A1 activity. Gene Ontology annotation, cellular component: endoplasmic reticulum. The coding region runs from base 760 to 5292 and encodes 1510 amino acids. The transcript is spliced from 14 exons.
CAGUUGAAAAUUCUGAGGGGUUGAAAAAGAAUAAAAAUUUAACUAAACUCAUUUUAUUCUAAAAAGUGUAAUCGGGUGCACAAAUUAUUGAAGAAUCGCAGCGUAGUGUGAAUACAAAAGAAAUCUUAUCGGAGAGUGCAAUUGUUGUGCUUUCAACAGUGGUUUAUAGUGUUUUUAUAUCAAAAAAAUUAUAAUCGUAAUUGUAUGCAAAUCAGUUAAAUUAUUUUGUGAUGAGUGUUUUUAAGCGAAAUUAAGCGCAAUUCAACUAUGGGCGAUUUGCCUUGAUUAUUCGGUUGCCAAAGACGAAUGCCUGUCUGGCAGCCUGGGCGACCCUUUGCAAGGAUAUUGUGCGAAGAAAUGAAAAAGCGAUAGUGCAAUCGGAAGUGCAAAAAUGUGGAAAAAUUAUAUUUUUUAAUGAUAUGCAGAAUUAAGCAACGGUGUUUUGUAUAAGAAAAAUAACAAUACUUUAAAGGAUACACAUAAACGAAUAGCAUUAAAGAAAGGGAAAUAUAAAAUUUUGUGAUAAACAGCUACGUCAUUAUCAUAGGUUUGUGUUUGUGUGUCACCUUUUAUGCUGUUGCUGGAAAAAUACUGCAUGAAUUGAUGCUUGUUAUACCCUCAAAUUGAAUGGCGAAGAUAGCAUAAAUAUAAACAUACGCACGCACAUAUAUAUUAACAUAUUUGAAUCCAAAGUGCCUGGCUACGCCCACGAUAAUCAUUUAGUUUGGCGUUUUUCCAAAAAAAGGCAAACUAUACAACAUGGAUAUAGUUAACUUAAUCAAGUCAUCGUACGUUGACUGCGGAUCAAUGUUCUCUGAAUCAUGGUACAAGGUGCUGAAAAUGGAAAUAAAAUUAUCAAUCUACUUAUACAUCAGUGUCUCCAUCUUGACACUCAUCAUCAUCGGUUGGUAUAUAUUCUACAAGCGAUGGCAGCGGCACAAAGAACGCCAGCUGAUGCUGGAAGCAGAAAUGCGUGGCUCAUCGUCGGGAGCUGCCGGUGACAUGACCGGCUUACGGUUUCGUAAACGCGACAAAAUGCUCUUCUACGGUCGACGUAUGCUGCGGAAGGUGAAAAGUGUAUCCGGUCAGGUGUACGGCGGUCAGGGGCGCAAAAGAAAGGCGGUGAUGCGUUUUGCAAAGCGCAUACUCCAACUGCGACGUGAAAACAUACCAACAUUGCUAAAUACUGUAGAGCCGCCGGCGGAAUAUCUGCAGGAGACAAUAGAGGGCGGUGAUCGUGUGCCGCCAGACGCUCUUUACAUGCUACAAAGCAUACGCAUAUUCGGGCACUUUGAGAAACCGAUUUUUCUCAAGUUGUGCAAGCAUACGGAGGUGUUGACGCUGGAACCUGGAGAUUAUCUCUUUAAAAUUACAGACUCCGAUGAUAGUGUCUUCAUUGUGCAGUCCGGUUUGGUGCAUGUUUUCAUUUCGAAUGCCGACGGCAGCACGCUCUCGUUGAAGACCGUGAAGAAGGGUGAAUCGGUGACAUCGCUAUUGAGCUUUAUCGAUGUACUGUCGGGCAAUCCGAGCUUCUAUAGAACUGUCACGGCGAAGGCGAUGGAAAAGUCUGUUGUUAUACGACUACCCAUGCAAGCUUUCGAAGAGGUUUUCAACGAGAAUCCAGACAUUAUGAUACGUGUCAUACAGGUUAUUAUGGUGCGCUUGCAGCGCGUGCUCUUCACAGCACUGCGCACUUAUCUCGGUCUCAAUUCGGAGCUGGUACAAAGUCAUAUGCGCAUCAAGAAAAGUGCGGGCGCGACCAUAAUCAAAACCUCGCCACUGUAUCGCCGCUCGACACAUCCCGACUCGGUACAGCAUUCUUUGUCCGACUUCAUGCCACCACCGGACAUGCUGGUGGACUUGACGCACGACACAGAGAGACAUGUGGGCAUACAAGCUGCCUUGCCCAAUUCACAACCAGCAAAUAGCACAGGCACAGGUAGUAUUAGUGGGGGCGCAUCGGGUGGCGGUCAACACACGCUGGCCAAUUCGCGUGCAAAUAGCAUUGGAAACUUAGUUACGCGCCGCUACUCACUUAUACACGCUGAAGCUUUGGCGAACGCAGCGACGGCUGAAUUGGCGAGCAUACGCGGAUAUGCUUUGGACAGUUUCUUACGAGAACUUGGCUUACCGGAAGAGGAUCGCGCGUUUAUUGACCCGUUCGUACAGUUGAUUGAGGUGGAACCGAAUAUUGCUCUGAUCAAUGAAGGAAAUGUAGAUGAUAUUUGCAUUUGGAUUGUGCUCACAGGCGCUCUAAAUGUAUAUCAGAGCAACGUGGAUGUAACGCGAACCGUACAAACGGAACGGUCCGAUGUGUUCAUCUACACAGUGCAUCCAGGUGAAAUAGUUGGCGGUUUGGCGGUGCUCACCGGCGAGUCGAGCACCUACACUAUCAAAACAAAACAUGUAACCCGACUUGCCUUCAUACGACGUCCCGACGUUUAUGCCUUAAUGCGUGAACGUCCACGCAUCGUACUUGAUCUCGGCAACUGCGAAGUGCGUCGUCUCUCGCCACUGGUACGUCAAUGCGACUACGCGCUCGAUUGGGUAUUCCUUGAGUCUGGGCGCGCCGUCUACCGACAGGAGGAGAGUAGCGACAGUACUUAUAUUGUGCUUAGCGGACGUAUGCGUUCGGUGAUCACACAAGCGAGUGGUAAGAAAGAAAUUAUCGGCGAGUAUGGCAAAGGUGAUCUUGUGGGGUUGGUGGAGAUGAUAACAGAGACUUGCCGUACAACCACAGUGAUGGCUGUGCGUGACUCAGAACUUGCCAAAUUGCCUGAAGGCCUCUUCAAUGCAAUCAAACUGCGGUAUCCCAUUGUUGUAACGAAGCUGAUUAGCCUACUGAGUCAUCGUAUAUUAGGCACAAUGCAGUCUCGUCCUGGCAGCACUGCAGCGCCUUUGGAAGCGAAUCCAGUUACACAUAAAUACUCAACUGUAGCGCUCGUGCCGGUAAGCGAUGAUGUGCCGUUGACAGCGUUUGCCUAUGAACUCUAUCACUCAUUAUGUGCCAUCGGUCCCACAUUGCGUUUAACCUCUGAAGUCAUACGUAAGCAGCUCGGCAUGCAUAUAUUCGAGCCGAGUAAUGAGUAUCGAAUGACCUCUUGGCUGGCACAGCAGGAGGAUCGCAACACAAUCACUUUGUAUCAGUGUGACUCAGCGCUUAGCGCUUGGACUCAACGUUGUAUGCGACAAGCUGACGUUGUACUUAUUGUAGGUUUGGGCGAUCAUCCUCCCACUGUGGGUAAGUUUGAACGUGAAAUUGAUCGCCUGGCAAUGCGCACACAGAAAGAGCUCGUCUUGCUCUAUCACGAAUCAAGCAAUACGAAACCGAAGAACACCCUACAGUGGUUAAAUGUACGACCGUGGGUGACUAAGCAUCACCACCUGCAAUGUCCGAAGCGUAUGUUCACGCGCAAGAGUCAAUAUCGCAUUAAUGAUUUGUAUAGUCGUGUACUCAUGUCAGAGCCGAAUAUGCAUUCGGAUUGUUCGCGUUUGGCACGUUGGCUAACCGGUAACUCCAUUGGGUUAGUCUUAGGUGGUGGCGGCGCACGCGGCGCUGCACACAUUGGCAUGCUGAAGGCUAUACAAGAAGCGGGUAUACCGGUUGAUAUGGUGGGCGGUGUCAGCAUUGGUGCGCUGAUGGGCGCACUCUGGUGCUCGGACCGCAAUGUAACAACCGUUACACAGAAGGCGCGUGAAUGGUCUAAGAAAAUGACAAAAUGGUUCCUGCAAUUGCUCGAUCUCACUUAUCCGAUUACAUCGAUGUUCUCUGGCCGCGAAUUUAAUAAAACCAUACGCGACACUUUUGGUGAUGUGGCCAUUGAGGAUCUAUGGAUUCCUUACUUUACAUUAACGACUGAUAUAACCGCAAGCUGCCAUCGCAUACACACAAAUGGAUCUCUAUGGCGUUAUAUACGUUCAUCCAUGUCGCUUAGCGGUUACAUGCCGCCCUUGUGCGAUCCAAAAGACGGGCAUCUGCUGUUGGACGGUGGAUACGUUAACAAUUUGCCAGGAUGUCUGUGGCGUUAUGCCCGUGCAAGUAUGUCCAUUGCCGGCGUCUUUCCACCAUUUUGCGAUUAUAGAGACGGUCAUUUGCUACUCGAUGGUUGUUACACCAAUAAUGUACCAGCCGACGUCAUGCACAAUUUGGGCGCUGCGCAUAUUAUAGCCAUUGAUGUGGGCUCACAGGACGAUAUGGACUUGACAAAUUACGGUGAUGACCUGUCCGGCUGGUGGUUGCUAUAUAAAAAAUGGAACCCCUUUACAACACCGGUGAAGGUGCCUGAUCUGCCGGAUAUACAAUCACGUCUGGCGUACGUUUCCUGCGUGCGUCAACUGGAGGAAGUGAAAAACUCCGAAUAUUGCGAGUACAUACGCCCACCAAUUGACAAAUACAAGACACUCGCUUUUGGCAGUUUUGAUGAGAUACGUGAUGUUGGUUAUGUUUUUGGUAAAAACUAUUUCGAUGCCAUGGCUAAGGCGGGCCGUUUAGGACGCUUUAAUCAAUGGUUUAAUAAGGAGCCACUUAAGAAGGAGAAUCCCGGCACAUUAAGCGAUUACACAUUCAUCGAUUUAGCGCAUAUUGUGUGCAAGUUACCCGAGACUUACACAAGUAAUGAGCACUUGCAUCAAAGUUAUCUGUUUAGUGAAGACGAAGACUACGACGGUUACAUCUCUGAGCCCUCAACCUAUAAGCGGAUAAAAAUCAAACGCGCCGGCACGUCACUCUCGCUCUCUGAGAACGAGAUGGACUCGGACAUUGAGGUGGAUCUCUCGCUAGCCAUACGGCAACACCAUGCGCAUCGUUCGCGCAGCACGCCACACACACCCGCCUCGGAGACACACACUGGCGAACAAGCGGAAGGCAGUGCAACUACUCCCGCCGCCGCCGCUGGUGGCGGUAGUAUGGUACAUUUCGGUGGUAGUGUAGUAUUCCAAGAUAAUGGCUUAGGUGGCGUGUCACAAAUUGGCAUACGCACUGGUGGGGGCAGUACUGAUUUUAUAACACCCUACGAUGCGCUCAAUCUAGAUGCGGUAGUCGAUGAGUUGCCACUUGAUCCGGUGAUAGUGAAGAAAGAGGCGAUGGAAGAGUCAGCGAAAAUAAUGACGCCUGUGAAGAGCACAGAAACACAAGUAAAAGAGGAAGAUUUGCGUACGCCCACGCCAUGUAUUGUUAAUGCCGGUGAGACUGACACCAAGAAGGACGAUGUAAAUGUGGAGAUUGCGAACCCAAUAGACGCACCAGCAACACCUACAAAUUCUACAUUAAGAAGCAGCACAGCAGCAACAUAACAUGUGGGAUUGACUGCUUAUAUUCUUUCAAUAAAUAGUCUUUAAGUAAUUAUUUAAGCUCAAGAGUAUGUAUGUAAAUAUGUGUGAGAUGGAGUAAUGCGAACUGCGUGUACGAUUUGUAUUUAGUGAGAGUGAUUAGUACACUUUCAUAGACAUAAGCUUAUUUAACGAGGGGGAAAGCAAAUAUUCAGUGAUAAAAAAAAUUUUGAAUUAUUUUUUUCUUUCUGUUUGGUAAAUCUUUGAAGACAAAAAGCAGAUACAUAAAUGCAUAUGCGUGUGCAUGCAUGUACUAUAUAUGUAUUUAAAUAUGUUAUUGAAUUGAAUUAAAUGAAAUAAUAAAAUCCAAAAUGCUUUGCUGCUGUUUAAAGCCAAAAUAAAACUUUUGAAAUCAGUUUUGCGCCAGAAAUGCGGAAAAACUAAUUGAAGCAAAUAUAUUUUUUUAAACAUCAACAGAUUUUGCACUCUUUAAAUUUAACUAAAGGCUAGUUUUUCAAUCAAUUUGUCCAUCAACUAGAAUCGAGCGCCUUAAAAAUUGUAAGUUCUGCUCGUAAUAGAAAAUGCUUUAUGUAAACUCAAACUUGAAGACUCUUAAUGCACGUAAAAUCACUUAAAAUGAGGCUUUCAAUGUAUUGUAAGCAACAAAAGUAAAAUAGAUUAAAAACUUAAGUACGCUAAAAUUUAUAUUAAAAAAAUAAUACAACGUAAUAAUAAUUAA